This is a messenger RNA of Xiphophorus maculatus (southern platyfish), 2544 nucleotides long. RefSeq names its product oocyte zinc finger protein XlCOF6.1-like. Lineage: Eukaryota; Metazoa; Chordata; Actinopteri; Cyprinodontiformes; Poeciliidae. The transcript is spliced from 2 exons. The coding region runs from base 368 to 1576 and encodes 402 amino acids. The record is from RefSeq and is a predicted model, not a curated record. Gene Ontology annotation, biological process: negative regulation of transcription by RNA polymerase II. Gene Ontology annotation, molecular function: DNA-binding transcription repressor activity, RNA polymerase II-specific.
CAAUGCACGAUGAAUGGGGCUAUGUUCCAACCCCAAAAGCAAAAAGAACGAAGAUGAGGAAAUAAAGUUUGAGUUCUUCACUUUUUAUUAAAACAGUCGUAUCUCCUUCUUAGCUUUGUUAAUAUUUGAAACACGCCUUUAGGACCCAGUUUCCUCUACUUUUAGGAGCAACAGCUGCCUGAUAGAGACUAGUUAGCCUCAAAGCUAGCGGUCAAGCUAACGCUAUUAACAAGACAGUUUAGUUUUAGAAGAAAGGGGACAAAACCGACUGUUCACGGAUAUUUCUGGAGGCUAACUGGGCUCUGCACUGCUAGCAUCUCCUUCUCCGAGGAACACGAACGAGAUUUCUACGGUCUUCCACUCCACCAUGUCUUUUACUUGGGAGGUUGUUGCUGAUCGGUUUCUCGUUCACCAAGAGAUAAACUCCAGUCCAAACGCUCUAGAGAUUAAAGUGGAACAGGAGGAACCGGAACCUGGACCAGUCAAAGAAGAACAGGUUGAACUCUGCAUCUCUCCAGAGGAAGAGCUGCUUGUAAUGAAGGUGGAGACUGACUCCGUCACAGUGACCCCUGCUGGUGACGACAUGAUAAAGGAGGAACCUGAGCCUGUAAUGAUUGAAGAGGACGAAAAGCAGCUUGUAGUGAAGCAGGAGACAGAGACCGUCAUGGUGGCUCCUGCCAGUAAACCAGAACCAAACCAAGACUUACUCCUCUCUGCAAGCGUUUAUGAAAAUGAGAGCCAACUUCAACGAGGAAGAAAUCAGAAAGACACAAAUGAAGUGAAAAAGCUGACGUCACGGAAGAAAAAGUCUUUUUCCUGUGAAAAAUGCGGUGAAAGUUUCACUCAGUUCCGAUACCUGACUGUUCACCUGAGGACUCACAAAGAUGGAAAACCUUUCCAGUGUGCCAUCUGCGGAAAAGGUUUCACCAAGCAGAGCAACUUGACCGCCCACAGGACAAUUCAUACAGGGGAGAAACCUUUUCCCUGUGGACUGUGCGAUAAAUCUUUCAGGACCAACGGUCAGUGGGUCAGCCACACCAGAACUCACAUAGGGGAGAAGACCUUUCCAUGCCCAACUUGUGGAAAAUGUUUUACCCAUAAAAACACACUCAACAGGCACGUGCAGAUUCACUCAAGUGGGAAAUCUUUGUCAUGUCUGACAUGUGGAAAACUUUUUGCCAGAAAGACUACCUUGAAUGUUCACGAGAGGAGUCACACGGGCGAGAAGCCGUAUAUCUGUAAAGUCUGCGGCAGUUCUUUCAAUUAUAGCUGGCAUUUGUCUAAUCAUGAAAUGAUUCACACAGGCGAAAAGCCGUUCUCAUGCGUGACCUGUGGAAAGAAUUUCAGGGAGAAAGGAAGUUUAAAAACACACAUCAGAGUUCAUACGGGUGAAAGACCUUUCGUCUGUCGCAUUUGUGGAAAAGGUUUUGCUCAGAAGUAUAAUCUGACAGUUCACACGAGGACGCACACAGGAGAGAAGCCGUAUUCUUGCAAAGCAUGUGGUAAAUGUUUCAGUGACAACAGUCAUUUCAGGCAACACAUAAGGUCUCGAAAAGAUGAAAAGCAUCUUGGGUGAUAGGAACUCAAUCCAUCAAGCAAUAAUCUCUAGAAACCCAGCAGUGGGGCUCAAAGGUUGAAAUUUUGAUAUUGAAAUCUUAAAAUGGGAAGUGUUAGGAUUGUACGAUGGAAUAUAAGGGCCAGUAGAGCAAAAAUGGAUAUGAGAAUAAGGUCGUUAUUGCACAAUAAAGUUGCAAUAAUAUGAGAACAGCCAUAAGAAUAGAGUAGAGUGAUUAAAUUCAGAUUAGUCAGAUUACCAGAAUGAGGUUGUCUUUUAGGGGAAUGAAGCAGGAAAGUGUUAGAAACGUACGAUGGAUAAUAAUUUUAUUAGAAUUCCUUCCUGAAACAUAACUAAAAUGAGGAAUGUCUUGUGAAGUUAUACUUUGGUUUCAGUUUUAUAAAAAUGAAAUACUUGAUUUUUAAGCAUUAAAUUAUUCUCAGUAGAUUGAAGCAACCAUGCAAAUGACUGAGUUUAUUUCAGAGAAAGAACCACAUCGACUUGCUGGGUUGAUCAUGUCAGAUCUUGAUAAUUUUGCUGUCAUUAAAACAAAUUUUUCCCGUAAUAUUCAAUAUCCUCUUUGUUUAACACAUAUGACGACCUUAUUCUUGUGAUUUCAAAAAAGAAAAUCGGACCUUGCCCUUUAAGGUCUACUGAACUUCUUACUCUAAGAAUGUUAUUGCUGGUCAGCUCAGAGUAAAGGAUUGUGUUUGCAUUUGACCCGUUUCCCUGAUUGAUUCCUUAUUAACUUUUAGACUGAUAUUGUACUAAAUCCCAUCCUGAACUGUGACUUUGCUGCAUUGUUGUUUUCUAUUAUUUGACUAUUAUAAAUGAGUUUCUAAGUUUAUUUCUUUUUCCUUCUGUGUAGUCGUCAGGUUGCAUGUUGAUAACUUUGAGUUUGGCUCAAUAUUUUGACUUUAAGGUUAAACUAUUGUGUUAAUAAAUUCCUACGCUUUAGAGAAACGUUAUUUGUGCUUAUUCUGGGUAUG